UCUUACAUUUCUUACAUUUCUCUAUUUCCUUCCUCUAAAACCGGAGUUAACACAAUGAACGGUGAUCAUGUCUCCGUCGCAGACUCCGACAAUAUGAAAUCUCCGCUCUUACCGGUCGUCCACAAUGACGAACCAUUAGAGAGAAACACGAUGGGGCAACAUCUCCGGACAAUAUUCACGCCGAAUAAUUGUUAUAUCGCUCUUGGUCCUCUUCUUUGCGCCGUCGUGUGUCUAUGCGCACGGCUAGGCGGAGAUGAUACGACCAGGGCGAGGAACAUGCUCGGCGUUCUUGUAUGGAUAUUCGAGUGGUGGUUGACGGAGGCCGUUCCGAUGCCUAUCACCUCCAUGUCGCCGCUUUUCCUAUUCCCUCUCUUCGGAAUCACGGCGGCGGAUGAGGUGGCAAGUUCUUACAUGGAUGACGUCAUUGCCCUUGUCCUGGGCAGCUUUAUCCUCGCUCUCGCCGUCGAACACUACAAUAUCCAUCGUCGUCUCGCCCUUAACAUAACUAUGGUGUUCUGCGUGGAGCCUCUAAAUGCGCCACUGCUUCUUCUUGGCAUCUGCGCAACGACGGCGUUCGUGAGUAUGUGGAUGCACAACGUGGCGGCUACCGUCAUGAUGAUGCCAGUUGCUACAGGGAUACUUCAAAGACUGCCCUCUUCAUCGGAAAUGGUGCAUCCGGCGGUGGGGAAGUUUUGCAAGGCGGUGGUGCUCGGUGUGAUAUACUCGGCUGCAAUUGGUGGAAUGAGCACACUGACAGGAACAGGUGUGAAUCUGAUACUUGUCGGAAUGUGGAAAAGCUAUUUCCCUGAGGGUAAUCCGAUCAGUUUCAGCCAAUGGUUCUUCUUCGGUUUCCCAUUAGCUUUGUGCAUAUUCUUGGUGCUUUGGGGUAUUCUAUGUGUGUUGUAUUGUCCUAAAGGAUCAGGGAAAGCUCUCUCUCCUUAUCUUCAUAAAUCCCAUCUUCGUAGAGAGCUUGAGAUGUUAGGACCAAUGAGUUUCGCUGAAAAGAUGGUUCUGUCUGUGUUUGGUGGGUUGGUUUUGUUGUGGAUGACAAGAAAUAUAACACAAGAUAUCCCCGGCUGGGGGAGCAUCUUCCACGGCCGGGCUGGGGAUGGAACGGUGAGUGUGAUGAUGGCUACAUUGCUGUUUAUUAUCCCAAACAAAAUUAAAAAGGGAGAGAAGCUAAUGGAUUGGAAUAAAUGCAAGAAACUUCCGUGGAACAUAGUGUUAUUACUAGGAGCUGGGUUCGCUAUAGCUGAUGGAGUACGCUCCAGUGGCUUAGCUGAAGUCUUAUCCAAAGGUCUCGUGUUUCUUGAAACUGCUCCUUAUUGGGCCAUUGCUCCAACCGUUUGCCUCAUCGCUGCUACCAUCACUGAGUUCACCUCAAACAACGCAACCACUACAUUGUUGGUUCCUUUACUCAUCGAGAUUGCAAAGACAAUGCGUGUCCAUCCUCUGCUUCUGAUGGUCCCUGGUGCCAUAGGAGCUCAGUUUGCUUUCUUGCUACCCACGGGAACGCCCUCUAACGUCGUAGGGUUCACGACAGGGCAUAUUGAGAUCAAAGACAUGAUUAAGACAGGCUUGCCUCUAAAGAUCGCAGGAACCGCCUUUCUCUCUGUCUUGAUGCCAACCCUUGGGGCUUACGUUUUUGGAACAAAAGGAUGAGAUUAGUUCAAUGAGUUGAAGCACAAGACAACAGACACUAUUGAUUCAUUGUGUACUAUAUUCUUACAAUGGGGCAUCUUAUUUUAGAUAUGUCAGUCAAACCAGGAAAUUUAGAUGUGGUCAACAAACCGGCCCAUUUUUGUAACCUGCUCGACUAUAGUUUCCGGUACGAUUGUUUUCUUUUGUGCUUACAACUUACCGGUAAGUUUGGUCCUAUUUU
This is a messenger RNA of Brassica oleracea var. oleracea, 1882 nucleotides long. Its product is annotated as tonoplast dicarboxylate transporter. Gene Ontology annotation, cellular component: membrane. Gene Ontology annotation, biological process: monoatomic anion transmembrane transport. The transcript has 3 exons. NCBI's taxonomy places the organism in Eukaryota, Viridiplantae, Streptophyta, Magnoliopsida, Brassicales, Brassicaceae. Gene Ontology annotation, molecular function: transmembrane transporter activity. The coding region runs from base 55 to 1662 and encodes 535 amino acids. The record is from RefSeq and is a predicted model, not a curated record.